Messenger RNA from Ostertagia ostertagi, 1103 nucleotides. The record is from the annotation of a GenBank genome assembly. NCBI's taxonomy places the organism in Eukaryota, Metazoa, Nematoda, Chromadorea, Rhabditida, Trichostrongylidae.
AUGUUGAUGGAUCCGUCGUUUCAUCUGUCAGAUGAGCAAACCUUCACCGAAAUGUUCAUUGUGCCACCGAAGGGUACGACAGAUCCACUAACAGUCACAAGAUGCGGACGAACGGUAGUUUCCAUCCCACGUGAAGAGCCUGAUGGGCGCAAGCCACACGGCUUAUUUCGUGACUAUCUGCUGUUGAGUGCUAGUCUGGAAUCGUUUCACGAUGUGGUUGACUCACGAUUAUCCACCCGCCUUGUAGCAAAAUCAGCAGCAUUCUGGCAGAUGGUCCAUAGCUAUGGCGGGCUCCAUGAGGAGCUGGCUGACGCUAUGGCUGACAUCAGGAAAGUUCGGUCAAACCUGCAAGCUGUCGCUAACCUUGUUUGCGAAAGAGCGCGAAAAAUCAUGCGUCUAUACGAACAACGUGAAAAGAAGCAGAAGCUGCUUGCAAAGCUGUUUGAUGUUGCCUGUCUUCGAGAAGCCCAAACAACUGUACAGAUGCUGUUGAACCAAAGCGAUUAUCCAAAAGUGAUUGAGUGCAUUGAAACCAGUGAGGAGGUGCUCAACUCUGAACUGAGUGGCGUCCAGUGCUUCAGGCAUCUUGGAUCACAACUGAAAGAAAUGUAUGGCGUAAUAGGUCGGAUGAUGCUGGAGGACUUUGCUUCUUUAAUACAGAAGGAAUUCGGCACGAAGCCUGAGGAUGGUGUACUGCUGACGUACGAUGGCGAGUUGUCGUGUGUUCUGAUGGGUUUGAUACAAGUUCGACGGUUCAGCUUCAUGUCUGUUGUUAGGACUGAAAUAAUGGAAGCAUUGAAGGGAAUCUUGCGGCACGAAGUCAAACUUCAUAUUGUGGAGAGCGGCUUAGACCUGACUGAUUUUGACCCCACUCUCAACCAGCUUGGGGAGCCCGUGCGGCGGUUACGGUUCAAAGAUUGGUUGAAAACUGUAGAGGAUGUCACAAGAGAAUUUUUCGACUUCUGUAAAAGAGUUCAGAGCCUCCAAGAUGUGAUUUGUGAAUGUGCAGAACGGGUGAGAAGCAACACUCAUGGAACUGGUCUCAAUGGCCUGAAUUUUGUCAGCGAUGAUGCCUUACAAAUACGACCACCGGUUGACUUGUC